Messenger RNA from Felis catus (domestic cat), 1955 nucleotides. RefSeq names its product CD69 molecule (gene CD69). Bases 98 to 697 code for a protein of 199 amino acids. The record is from RefSeq and is a predicted model, not a curated record. The transcript has 5 exons. Lineage: Eukaryota; Metazoa; Chordata; Mammalia; Carnivora; Felidae. Gene Ontology annotation, cellular component: external side of plasma membrane.
CCUCACAGACUCAGAGACAGGACAAGAGGUCUAGCAAAGACUUUUGCUGUAGUUGGCUUGGCCUGGGAUUAGCCAGAGAGUGUUGACUAGAGCAAAGAUGAAUUCUGAAGAUUGUUCCAUAACAGAGAACAGCUCCUUGCGUCCGGAGAGAGGACAACAAAGUACCACCGCCAGCCCUCAGUUUGCAACACAGCAUGAAGGGUCCCUUCAAGUUCCUAUCCCAUGUGCUGUAUUGAAUGUGGUCUUUAUCACUUGUUUAAUCAUUGCUCUCAUCGCUUUAUCAGUUGGCGAAUACAACUGUCCAGGACAAUGUUCACACUCAGUGCCGUCAAAUAGCCCUGUUUCUUCAUGCUCAGAUGAUUGGCUUGCAUACCGGAGGAAAUGCUACUUUAUUUCCACUGUAACAAAGGACUGGAAGGCAGCACAAAACUUUUGCUCUGAACACGGGGCUACUCUUGCCUUCGUUGAUUCUGAAGAGGACAUGAUCUUUUUAAAACGAUAUGUGGGUAGAGCCGAACAUUGGAUUGGGCUGAAAAAUGAAGAUGGUCGGACGUGGAAAUGGUCAGAUGGCAAAGUAUUCAAUAACAGGUUCAACCUUACGGGAUCUGAGAACUGUGCAUUUCUGAAUAGCACAGGGGUCAUCAGCACAGAAUGUGAAAGGAAUUUAUACUGGAUAUGUAGUAAGCCCUUCAAAUAAUGAGGAAACAUAUUUGCUUCUAGACUAUGGUGACUUGGAACUCGAGGAAAUUUGUGUUGAUGGAUGCUGCUUUAUGGUCAGAAAUUUUCCAUAAAGACUUUGGGGAAAAAAAAAAACCUUCGUAUUAUUUUGGAAACCUUCUUCCAAAUGAGACUAUGGAAAAAAGGAAAAGAAAUUCCAGGUUACCCAGCCGUGAGCUGAAAAAGGCACAGGUUGCCUAAUCAUUCAUUACGUGCAAAAAUGAGAAUGACUUUAAGCCUUAUGGAUGCACUUUAUAUUUUAAAAUUCAGAAAUAGUAAAAUAACUAGGCUUAGAGUUAUUAUUUAUUGUUGAAUGACUGCCGAAACUGAGUGUGCUCCUCAUAUUUGCACUAUUUGAAGAUGUUAACUGGUGGUAUUAAAAACCAAAUGUCAACAUAAGAAAUUUUUUUUUAAUUUUUUUUUCAAUGUUUUUUAAUUAUUUUUGGGACAGAGAGAGACAGAGCAUGAACGGGGGAGGAGCAGAGAGAGAGGGAGACACAGAAUCGGAAACAGGUUCCAGGCUCUGAGCCAUCAGCCCAGAGCCUGACGCGGGGCUCGAACUCAGGGACCGCGAGAUCGUCACCUGAGCUGAAGUCGGACGCUUAACCCACUGCGCCGCCACCCAGGCGCCCCGUCAACCUAAGAAAUUUUAACCGGUAGUGCAGACAUUUAGUCUAAAUGCAUUUUUUGAACAAAAAAAUCAGAGAACAUUUCUAAGUGGACAAAUGCUUAUGAAACUAAGCUUCAUAAUAUUUUUCUCUUUAUAGAGAAGUUUGCCAAGUUACUUUGUCAUUUUCCUGCCGAAAGUGUGGGAGAAUCAUGUAUUUAUAUGGUUUGUUGGGUUUUGUUUUUGUUUUUGUUUUUGUUUUUAGUUCUAUGUAACUCAUCUUUUCCAAUGGUACCUACUUCAUUGUCUUAAAAAUCUUACAUGUAGCAUUUUACAGAGACGCAGACAAACGCAAAGACUAUAACGGGUAUUCGUGAAGCAGAUGCAAGUGUUGGAAAAUGUGCAAUAUGUGAUGUGGUAAAUUUCUAUCGGGAAAAAGUCUGUAUUCUUCAAACCUGGAAUAGUCACGUCUUAUCUGGCUAUAAAUUUGUACCUUUCCUAAUCAAUUCUCCCAUGUGCAAUGCUUCAGAUGAAGUAUUUUCUGAGUGCAAUAGUGUUUCUUUGUCUUUCGUAUUCACUGCCAUUAUAAGCUGAUUUUGUGUAAGUUAAAAUAAAGGUAGAAUCCACAAAA